AUGGCUACAAAAGGAAAGUCUGCUGCUCAAGGAAAAGAAAAGAGCAGCUUAUCACAUUCAUCCCCUAGAAGCAUUAAUGAAAACCCUCAGGGAAGAAGAACUCCAAAACCCUCCAAUGCAAGCUCUCCUGAAAAGGAUAGUUCAGUGCUAUCAGACAAAUCAAUUCCAAACUAUCUCAAGCCUACAAAAAGCUCAGCUUCUGAUGCUAAACAUGGAAAGAAAGAAACCCCUGAACAAAAUAAGACGUUGCUUACAAGAAGAUCCUUUGACAGGCCUCUAUCAUCACUAUCUCAAGUUCUAAAAACAAGCAGUCCCAGAACAGUUAAAUCAGUGUCUUCUCCCUCAACUAAAACUGUCAGCUCCCCAAGAUUAAUCUCUGGUAAUUCUUCUCCCUCGACUAAAGCAGUGAAUUCUCCAAGAUUAAUCUCCGAUAAUCAUUGUCCCUCACCUAAAACUGUCAACUCCCCAAGAUUGAUCUCCGAUAAAACAUCCAAAACACAACAGAAAAAUGUAAAGAGUCAGCCAAUCUUGGCAAAGCAAAGGAGCAUGAAAAAGAGCCCAAAAACCAAUCCUGAAAAGGAAACUAAAUCUUCUACUAGCAGGACACCCACUACCUCAACCCCAAGUAGUCCUGAUUUUACGAAAGAAACGGAGGGAAAACAAGAGGAACAAGUAAAGGAGCACUUGCAGGAAGAGAUGAAUAAAAUUGAGGGAGAGAAAGAAAUUCCAAUUGAGGUACCAGAAGCCCAAGAUAGAAAAACCACUGAAGUCCUAGCUUCCGAAUCAAAGAAUACUGAAGAGAAGCUCGAACAGUCUAGCUAUUCCACAUUAUUAGAAGAACUAGAACGAGCUCUGGAUGCCCAAGAACAACCUCGGGAGAAAAGAGACAAACAAAACGAUGAUGACAAUCGGCCUGAAGAGGGACAUGGUAACAAAGGUGAAGACAAUGAGGAGCUAAACGAACACCCUGAAGAAAUUUUAGCAAGCAAAAACGUGCAGGAAGAGGCUGAGAACAAGGAAGGAGAAGUGGGUAUUGUAACCGAAAAUCCUAGUAGCUGUAAAGGAAAAGAAGAUCCCAGCAACGAAGAGGAGCCUGACAAGAUGACGCUCCAACUCCAAGAAGGAAGAGAAUUGAGUGAGAAGGAAGUAGUAGACGGGGAAAGCCAGGGUAUUGAAUUGAAGGAAAGACCAGAGGUGGAAGGCACUGAUAAGAAGAAGCAGGAGAAUGAGAAUGUUGCCUUGAAGCGCCAAAAUACUGAGGCGAAGAAAGAGGCUAUGGCAUACAACGAUGUGAUUGAGGAAACUGCCAGUAAGCUUGUGGGGAAGAGGAAGAACAAGGUUCUAGCUCUCGUUGGAGCCUUUGAGACAGUUAUUUCGUUGCAAGAACCAGAGGGUCAGCAGAAUCCAUAG
Molecule: messenger RNA, 1410 nt
Organism: Nelumbo nucifera (sacred lotus)
Lineage: Eukaryota; Viridiplantae; Streptophyta; Magnoliopsida; Proteales; Nelumbonaceae
Molecular function (GO): calmodulin binding
Source: RefSeq, a predicted model, not a curated record